AUGGGUGUUUCCUCAACGUUGAGUCAAAGAAACGUAUCGACGACGGACCGAGACGACUGCUGCUCGGACGACGGUAGUUCGGCCGUAGCCGACGACAGCGGGGUCCAGGCAUCGGCUGAUGCUGACGCCGCCGCACCGAUGCGAACCGAGCCGCUACGCGGCUCCGCUUACCGUUGCAUCCGCAUCAAUGGAAAGAUGGAUCCACUGGUGUUGAAGGCAGCCGGUCAGUGCAACGUGCCCCUUGACCAACUGCGAAUGGCCUUCCCGCCCGAACUAACCAUCUGGGUCGACCCUGGCGAAGUGAGCGUCCGCUUCGGCGAAGACGGCAGCAUCGGCAUGGUGUAUUCGGGGGAACCUCGAAACACCGUCGCUGCCCGUACGUCGCCUUCGCACUCGCGUCCUCCGAUACCACCGUGUUCAUUGCAACAACCUCAACAGCUGCAACACCACCAACACCGUCAGCAAAUGAUGGUCGUCGACCGUAUGCGUCAGGCAUCACCUGUCAUCAUUAACCGCAACCAUGGCCUUAUGCUGAACAUCAAGCGUUCGCCGUUAUCCACCGCUUCUACUCCUGACGAGCUGUACUCGUCGUUCGCUGCUGCCGCUGCUGCCGACUCGCCAAAAACUGGUCUGCCAUACAGCGGUUGGUCAGAAGAUCUCGUCGUCGGUCGUUACGCAUCAACUCCGGUAAAAAUACGGGGACGCUGCCUUUUCCAAGAUGCUCCUUUUUCUCCUGUCCAUUCCCCAAUCACCCCUCCUCCUCCCCCGUCAAAUCUCUUCACUCCUUCCUCCGCCGCCACUGCCGGCCACAACCUGUCAUAUUCUUCUGCUCCUGAAAUGGAGUUCGCAGAAGAGCCACUGAAUCAGCAGUGUAAAGCUCUAGCAGAACGCUUGAUGUUCGAAGGCGGUCUGUCCAGCAUGCUAAUGGCGACUAAUUUCAACGGUUCUCCGCUGGACGCGAUGGUCGGCGUCAGCUAA
Messenger RNA from Soboliphyme baturini, 978 nucleotides. NCBI's taxonomy places the organism in Eukaryota, Metazoa, Nematoda, Enoplea, Dioctophymatida, Soboliphymatidae. The record is from the annotation of a GenBank genome assembly.